This is a messenger RNA of Haemonchus placei, 591 nucleotides long. NCBI's taxonomy places the organism in Eukaryota, Metazoa, Nematoda, Chromadorea, Rhabditida, Trichostrongylidae. The record is from the annotation of a GenBank genome assembly.
AUGGAUGACGACCUGAGAGAAAGACCUGGUGUUGUUUCCCGGUUCUUCCAUUCCUUAGAAGUGAAAUACCAAUAUUAUUUGGAUAAACUCACGCCGCAAACUACUGUUCGGUGGUUGAUGGCAGCAGUAGCAAUAAUCACUUUUUGUGCUAGGAUUCUCUACCUCCAAGGCUUCUACAUAGUGGCAUAUGCUGUUGGAAUCUACUAUUUGAAUUUGCUCCUUUUGUUCCUAACACCUUCUAUUGAUCCUGCCCUCGAGGACGACGAUGAUGGGCCUGUUUUGCCAUCAAGAACGAAUGAUGAAUUUCGUCCGUUUAUCCCACGUCUAUCAAUUGAUCGAUUCUGUAUCACUCAAAUCUUAUUCAGGCACUCUGCUAUGAAAGCCACUUUAAUCGCGAUUUUUUGUACAUUUUUCGAAUUCUUCAAUGUGCCGGUAUUCUGGCCGAUUCUUGUCAUGUACUUCAUCAUUCUUUUCUUCCUGACAAUGAAGAGACAGAUAAUGCAUAUGAUCAAGUACAAGUACAUCCCAUUCACUGUUGGAAAGCCUCGAAUGGCUGGAAAGGAAGACACCGGGAAGGUUGUCGUUGGUUAG